This is a messenger RNA of Chara braunii, 1010 nucleotides long. The record is from the annotation of a GenBank genome assembly. Lineage: Eukaryota; Viridiplantae; Streptophyta; Charophyceae; Charales; Characeae.
UCAUGCCCUUUGGACUAACCAACGCGCCAGCGACCUUUCAGCGUUGUAUGAAUGACCUGUUUAGGUCGUGGUUAGAUAGAUCUGUAGUAGUGUACUUAGAUGAUAUUCAAGUAUUCAGCAAGACCCUCCAAGAGCAUCAGGGUCAUCUGAGGCAGGUCUUGGAGAAGCUGAGAGAAGCUAACUUCAAGAUCAACCCGAAGAAGUGCGAAUGGGCAAAGACCCAAGUUUUGUAUCUAGGCCACGUCUUAGACGGAGACGACAUCAAGCCAGAAGAUAGCAAGAUCGCAGCGAUUCGAGAUUGGUCUAUGGCCCGCACAUUAACAGAGUUGCGGUCGUUCCUAGGCCUAGCGAACGACUAUAGGAAGUUUGUGAGAAACUUCUCCACCAUCGUUGCACCCCUUCGCAAAUUGCUGAAGAAAGAAACAAUCUGGAAGUGGGAUAAGGACCGCACAUCUGCUUUGAAAAAGUUAAAGCAGGCGUUGAUAGAGUACCCAGUCCUGAAGGUCACCGAUCCGUCCUUACCUUUUGUCGUUACCACUGACGCGAGCCAGUACGGUAUAGGUGUUGUGUUACAGCAAGACGAUGGCAAUGGAUAUAGACCCGUAGAGUUCAUGUUUGCUAGGAUGCCUUCAGAGAAGGUAGCGACAUCCACCUACGAGAGGGAACUCUACGCUCUCAGGCAAGCACUAGAACACUGGAAGCACUACUUGCUUGGGAGGCACUUCAAAGUCUAUUCAGACCACGAGACGUUAAGGUGGCUGAAGACGCAGGCCAAGAUGACACCUAAGUUGACCAGGUGGGCCGCCGAGAUAGACCAGUACGACUUUGAGCUCAAGCCAGUUAAGGGCAAGUACAAUGUAGUUGCGGAUGCUCUAAGUAGGAGGUCAGACUACUUUGGGGCGAUAGUCCAUUAUCUGGAUAGGGAAGGACCUGCAACAGAAAGUUAGAGGCAUAUGUGCAGGAUCCUAUCUAUAGCGUCCUUCUUAAGAGAGUAAAGGAGCCCCCAAAGA